This is a messenger RNA of Dermacentor silvarum, 6459 nucleotides long. RefSeq names its product ras-related protein M-Ras. NCBI's taxonomy places the organism in Eukaryota, Metazoa, Arthropoda, Arachnida, Ixodida, Ixodidae. Gene Ontology annotation, cellular component: plasma membrane. Gene Ontology annotation, biological process: signal transduction. Gene Ontology annotation, molecular function: GTPase activity; GDP binding; GTP binding. The record is from RefSeq and is a predicted model, not a curated record. The transcript is spliced from 4 exons. The coding region runs from base 434 to 1033 and encodes 199 amino acids.
UUAGUUCAUUGCUCGCGUAGCUAUCUGAAUUCUGAAAUACUCGCCCAAAGGUGGCGAUACCUUCGCGCGUCUGAUCUCGUCUCGUCGCUUUUCUAUGCGCGUGAUUCACCUGGACAUUGGUGUUGUGAUUAUGUGUUGUGCGACGGGGUUGCAGACAGCUUGCGCCAGCUUAAAAGCGUCGGGUCCAACGCUUUGAAGAACAUGAAUUUUGUGUGUGUACCAUUCCAUCUAGAAAAUGUAACGUGUGCCAACAGACGUGUGAUAAAAUCAUGCGGUGUCUAACCCUAAUCGCUCCAGAGGCCUCAGCGUUUUGUAUAAGAACAGUACGGUGCUUGCCCAUACUGGAAAAGACGCUUUUAUUGUGGUGAUGAGCCAAGGGCCGUGUUUUUGGUGCGGUUAGAGUUUUGAGUAGUAUCCUGUGCCAGAACCAUCGAUGACAAUGUCGAAGCCGCCGAGUGACAACGUUACCACCUACAAAUUGGUCGUGGUUGGUGACGGCGGGGUCGGCAAGUCGGCCCUGACCAUCCAGUUCUUUCAAAAACUUUUCGUCACGGACUACGACCCGACCAUUGAAGAUUCGUAUAUACAGCAUACUGAAAUUGAUGGCCAGUUGUGCAUUCUGGAUGUGUUGGACACAGCGGGCCAAGAGGAGUUCAGUGCAAUGCGGGAGCAGUACAUGCGCAAGGGGGAUGGCUUCCUGCUGGUGUACUCGGUGACAGACAAGCAGAGCUUUGACAACAUGUGCCACUUCCACACUCAAAUCCUGCGUGUCAAAGACCGUGAUUCAUAUCCCAUGCUGCUGGUGGCCAACAAGGUGGACCUGGUGCACCUACGACGAGUCUCCGAGGAACAAGGUCGAGAGCUUGCCCAACAGCUGAAGAUAAGCUACAUAGAGACAAGUGCCAAAGACCCGCCUCUUAACGUGGAUGCUGCAUUUCACGAAGUGGUGAGGAUAAUUAGAAAUCAACCGCCACAGCUCGACCAGAAGCGACGGAGAAAGUGGUGGAAGAACUCCCGCUGCACCCUGCUGUAACGAGCCUGCCGUGUGCCACUGGUGUGACCUUUCUUGAUUGACAGGAUGCAAUGUUUUUCUUUUUUUUUUGUCUUGCAGGUCUUUUUGGGAUAGUAUGGUAUUUUAAACACCAGGUAAUUCAUUUGGCAGCUAAAGGAAAUCAAUUCAAAUGAGUUCAGGCAGCAUUAGGGUUAUCCUUGGCAUACAUCCCAAACGGUACUGCACUGUGAUCUUUUUUCUUUUUUUUUAACCAUUGCAGCCACAGUCACACUUCAUGUGCAGCUGUUAAUGUGCCAGUGUUUGCCAGCACAGCCAUUUUCCUUAGCACUAUAUUUGCUUUAGGAGUGAAGCAAACCAACCAAAGAUCAGAACAGAACUCUGUGGCAGUUAUCAUGAUCAUUUUCAAAGCAUAAAGUGUUGUCAACAAGGCUUUGUACAUAAUGAGUGGCCAUAUUGAAAGAGCACAUCAAUGAACUUUAAAGCUACCCGUAUUGACUUUUGCCAUGUUUUGAUCUCUUCAUUCAAAUGUACUUUUUGUUUUCCACUAUGCCUGAUGUCAGGAGGCAAUUUAGCAGGAUUCGUGUGUGCUUCAUAUGAAAGCUUCAGCACAAGCAGGUGAUUGCAAGAGAAACACAUCCCCUUCAGGAGCUGUGUGCACAAUUGUGCACACUAAGAAUGUGCAUCAAAAGAAAAAGUUCUGAUGAAAAUAAUUAUAUCUAAAAUGUGUCACAAACAUUGUGAAACACUUAUGAUUGGACCUAUGUUGCAUGUUUGAAUAAUAUGUGUUCAAUGUCUUAGUAAAACGAGUUGGAAGGUAGUUGUGGGUGUUUACUCUUACUGUGUCUUCAUAUAGCAAUUCCGCGUUUUUCAUUGUUUUUCACAAUGUUUUACAUCUAAUGUAUGUUUCAAGUCGCUGGACUGAUGCUUUUCAAUUGUGCUAAACAUGAAAUAGUUGGUGUCUUUAUAUCAGAUGUUCUUGUAGAGUUCUUGCAUGAAAUUCAUUCUGUAAAGCUGACAAAACUGAUUGAAGAACUGAAAAUUCAUAAUCUGUUCUACAGCAAGACUCUUUCAUGUUUCUGAAUAUACAAAAAAUCUGAUGUAACUAAACUUUAAAUGGAAAGAAUUGUUUGAUGCCUGAAGGGGAUAUGGGAUCAUUGCUCGUCAUGUCAAGUGUUCACUUCGAGUGAGGCAUUUCAUGUCUAAAGCAUGAGGUGGAUGACUUUUUUUCCUCCUCCAACUUGUUUUGUGAUCAUAUGUGUUAACUGAUUCAUUAAAGCGUUGAAAGACAAGGUACCAAGCCUGUAGGCAGCACAUUUGGAUAGCUGGUGGAAUGCUAUCUUGUUAGAGCCUUGAUGCUGGAUGUCGGCGUUGUUAAGCAAGCACACUCCUUCCUAAUGAGCCAAGUUUCAAUUUUACAAUGGUGCGUAUGACUUCUUGCUUUGAAUCUGGCUUGUAGUUUUAUGCAGCAUUGCUAAUGCUUAGCAAUCUUAAUGUCGCUGUGUCGUUUAACAGCUGAACUUGCAUGCGAUCACAGCAAGUGUCAUUUCUUUAUUCUCCUUUUUUAGUUCAUAAUUUCGAGGUAUCUUUACGGAAGGCUGGCUGCAAGCUAUAUUAAAGGCCAACAAGUGUACCAAAGCGGAAAAACCAAGAUUAAUGGAUUGUAAAAACGAGUCAAUCACUUAGUAACUCGGUCAAAUCUGUGUCAUCAUUCUUGCUUUUACAUCAAAAUUUUAUAUCAUUUUUAUGGGAAACACGAAUAGAGAGUGUGUGUGUGUGUAUGUGUUGUGUGUGUGUAGCAUGAUAUGUUUAGGAUGGCUUCUGCAAAUUAUUGGAAUCUGUUAAAGUGUGUACCUAAGUGAUAGAAGACCUCUUUUCAUUCUUCUGUGCAAGAGAACUCGAGUUCUCUUGCAAAUGCACAUGGUUAUAGUUUCUUGUUGGCAAAAAAAAAAAAAAAAAUAGAAAUGUUACGCAAUAAGCCAACUUCUGCGCACUCUUGGAAAUCUUUUCCUUAGCAGUGGAAUGACACAAAGAGCUCAGGAUUUAGCCCCUUUCUUUAAAGUAAUAUAUUGCACAGCUCAUUGCAGUAAACUGUCUAAACCUGCAGCAGUUCUGCUGAAGACAAUGUGAAAAGUUGACCGAACUGGAGAAAUGUGCUCUCUGCACAGUCAUGUGCUAGAGUAAUAGCAAUCGCACACAGCUUAUUAAGUGAGAGCUGUGCCCAUUCCACGUACAUUGCUUUCAGGAUUAGCUUAGCAAGACUCCAUGGUUCCUCCAUGCCAAGUCUGAGUAAUCUAGGAGCUUGUACCGCCAUUAUGUGAUCACAGCUCCAUAGAUCUACAAGAGCCUCUUUAAUAGCAGAAAAUGCAUUGAAAAUAAUUGUGCGUGACACAGAGGAAAGUGAACUCUUUUCACAGACUGCUUCUUUUCACAGAAUGCCUGGUGCAUUCAAUUACAAGUAAGGAAGUUGUGAUGGUGUGUGGUCGGUCACGUGGUACAUGUACACAAGUGAUAAGGUUUAUCUGUAGGGCAUGAAUUCUCUUAGUCUUGGGAACCAUGGUAGAUUGGGUUAUAUUGUAAUUUACUAUUGUACUUUAGAUAAAAAAUGCAAAUGUAAUGCAAGUGCACUCAGUGUCCCGCUUUUGCACUUUUACACUAGUACUCUCUUAAAGCAUUUGAGUUCGAAAUUUUCUGCAUAACUGGCUGUCCUGUGGUUGGUUCCAUCAAUGUAAAAAUAACAUCUUUCAAUUUAUGCCUUAAAGGGACACUUAUAAGGAGUAAUUUAAGCUAAAUGUAGUAGAUUGUGGUCCUAGAAACCAGUCGGUGUUUGUGUCCUGCUCCAAGAGAUAACUUAGCUGCUGAUGGUAUCACAAUUGACAAGAGCUCUCGCCUUUUAGGAGUGCAGUGGUACUGCUUUGCACCAAUGAUCUCCGAGCUCAUGCUCAUCCAAACUCUGCUGCCCGCAAUGAGUAGUGCUACACAGAGAGGGCCAUUAUGCUGCCACAAAAUGUUCCAUUGUUGGACAGCAUUGAAAAAGCAGCAUCUGCGAGUUUUCCAGACUGUAUUUUCCUUCAUGGUCAUAUGUAAUGCAGCAGUCCUUUUAUAGUUGAUUGGCUACUAUUUAACAUUUAAAAAUGGCACAUUAGACAUCAUUGGGAUCAGAGAGAGAGUAAACUUUAUUUCAAGGACUCUGGUCUGGCUUUGCCCGCUUUGUUCCAUUUGUUGUCAGCCAUGUUGAGGUUUGUGAUCUGUUCGGUCACGGCUCGUUUGUAGUCGGGGCAUUAGUCCACCACUUUUCAAGGUGUUGCAAGCCUACAAGAGAGCACAAGUUUGGCCAGGCAUGCCUGAAUUGCAAUGUGCAUUAGGAGCAGGGUUUUGUAUUUUCACUGUAGUGGUGCCUAUCCUGCCCUGUGUUAGUCAUUUUCUCUAUUUUAAAAUUUAUGUGCUUGGCAAGAGUGACAUUUUCAACUCGGUGUUGUAAUGUACCUACUGGCUUCACUCGGUGUUUAUCUUUAGUGUCUCUUUAUGUUACUUAUGUGUUAUAGUCAGCUGUGGAGCAAAUCUUGCGCCUCAGUUUAUGAUAAAAUACUAGUUGCAGUAGCUGCUUGCCUGCUUUGUGGCCUCUGCGAUAUUUUAUUCUAUCAUUGAUGUUAUUGCUUGCCAAGCACUCUGCAUAUUCACAGUAUGGUAAUUGUCUUUGGGCCUUUGCCUUCUGCUUUGCCGAAUGAAGCAGCACCCUGUGGCCAGUGGAAUGGUACCUUGAGGGAUCUCAGAUAUGUGCAUGUGGUGUGUAUUUGUACCUGUUUUCGUGCAGUACUGUGCGAUGGUGAGGUGUCUUAGCAGUUGUCUCCUUCAACCUAACCCCCUCCCCCUUUCUUUGUCUUUUCCAUAUUUUGUUAUGAAUAUAUAUGUAUCCACAAGCAGCUCACAUUUUCUUGCCUUUAACACAUCUUGAAAUGCAGCUUUAUGCUUUCCACAACCAUUUGCUUUCUGUGCUCUACGUUUUGUUCUCUCCAAUAAGCGUUCCUCACAGAAGCAAGUGCAGCAUAGCUCUUGCCUUGCUUAAUUUUUCUUAAUGUGAGAAGGCAGUCAUAAUCAAACACCGACUUUGCCGGGAGCAUUUUAAAAAGCUUGAGUAGAACAUGAAUGAAAUGAGCAGUUUUACUGUCCUGAACUUUGCAGUAAGUUCUUUGUUGCUGUAUUUUUUGUUCCAUGGCACUGCCGCCUCAUAUUGCUACUCAUCGUAACUUAAGGGUGCAAAAUCAUGAAACGAUUGGAGUUCUAUUUGUUGGACCUCCUUAAUUAAACACAGUAAGAAAGCGCUUGUAAGAUCCUUUUGGGUUCUUUGUAGGUUUUCAGUCCACAGGUGUGCUCAGUUGUUGAGCGAGCAGUUUGCAGCUUUAGCUGGACAAAGCAUACAAGUCUGGAGAUAUCUAAAUAUCAGUCUGAGCGGGAUGGCACUAAAUACUGUUUCUCUGUCACUGCACAAUACAUUGUUGAUGACACAGGGUUAGCCAGAUUGCUUGCAGCUAAUUGUCAACGGAGACAUCACAAUUUUUACAUUCAUAUUUGCACAACAUAUAUUGGUGAUAUUUCCUUUUUCAGGCUUUUUUUAAAAAUUAGAACAUUGUGUGGCUCCCACCCAACAAUCCAUACAAUGAAUGGUUUAGUUAUGAAUCACUUGGGUGUUCCUCAAGCUCUACAGUGUUUGCAAAACAACCCGUUAUUUCCUCAAAUGCCACUGCAGCACUGAAUAUAAAUUGUGGCCAUGGGUCAACUGUUGACAAGCUCUAAGCAUUUUCCCCCCCUUGUCUGAUUGAACAGCUAAAUUGCACUGCAGUAUCUAUUGCUGACCUCUAGUGCAGUUUUAUUUUUCUUAAGGAUACAUGCUUCAGCUGCAUACAAUAUUAUUUGAAUCAGCUGUUUGAUGAUGAACCCUGAUAUUUGAAUUUCUGCUUCUUGUCUAGUCUGGCUUUGAUGUUUGUGGUUAAAUGAAUAUAUUUAUUAAGGUUUAUAAUGGCUAUGUUUGUGCUGUGUGCACCAGUGUUCUUUGGUAACUUGUGCAUUCUAAGCAUUUUGUUAGAAUUUAAUUUUGGCUUUAAGGUCAGAAUGAACAAAUUGUGCAGAGAGCUAUAUUAGACUUUUGUUGUGCUCUAAGGAAGGAGAUGCCAUUUUUUGUACAUGUGGUUUCCAGAAAUGAACACCUUGGUGUUGACCUUGUGUUGAAGUAGCACAUCUUAACAGAACUUUAUUGAGGUGAGAGGAUAAUUUGCACACAUUUUAAGUGUUACAUAUCAGCUUAGCGGCUGGUUGGUGGUAUUUAUGAUGGUGUAUGUAGUAAUAUAACUUAUGCAGCUUGUUUAUCUUUACAUUCUCAGCUCUUUGUAUAGUGGCCUGUUGUCUAUGGUGCAGACUGUAAUCUUUAGUUCAUAAAACAGACAUUGUCUUAU